AUGCUAUGUAAUGGGUCGACAUCAUCGGCCAGUGCUUUCCUGCACACCGUCGCCCGCCGUGGCUCAGCACUCCGCACCCGGUACAACGGACCAUGCCCCGCUGGACGAAGUGUAUUUUGCAGGCAGCAUCCCGGCAGCAAGGUCGCAUCCUUUUUCAACUCUAGCUACACCCGGGGAGCAGCCGCUCUGGUCUUCCGCCAAGCACCCGACGCACACCCUACAACGGUCGACUCGCAGCCACCGGAUACGACGGAGUCCAACCACUUUCUACUGUCACUGACAGCGGGGCAGAUAUCCCGUGCGUCAGCGCAGGCCGUCCGACUCUCCGUGCGGAAUUGCAAGUACGGAGAUGCUCUGUACCUCAUCAACUCUCUACUAGAAUCUCAUAACCCCGAAUCCCUCGCAUCCUCACGAAGUGCGCUCAUCGACUCCAAAUCGCAUUCUCCCGCAUCGCCCGCGGCGCCCAUAGACUUCGGGCGACCCAUCUCUCCCCGUGUACCCGCUCAUGCCUUCCUCCAUGCUCUCGUGCGCGCAGGCCUCGCAAAGAGGGCCGCUUCGUACGCUGCAGUCUUCCAGGACUGCGGCAUACAAUUACGGCCUGCAACCGUCACUUUGUUGAUUCAUUCUCUCACCAGUACUCCCUCCAAGCCCCUCGGCGGUCUUCUGGCUGGCAUGGGUCUCCAUGGUCGGCGCAAAAAGGUCCCCGCCGGUGAAAACGUCCUGAAGAUUCGAAGUAGCAUGGUCUCCGAUACGUGCACGAGAGCCGCCGUGAAGCUCAUGCUGCACGCUCGCAUGCAGGGUCAACGUCGAACGGAGUACACCUAUAACCAAAUCAUCAAAAACCUUCUACUACACGGCGAGAUCAUUAUGGGCUCGCUAUUCGUCGUUCUGUUCUUCAAAUGCAUGGAACUGCAGAAAGCUCGCGCUGAUAUGGCUUCGGACGCUUCUGCCGAUGCCAACGCCGCGCCCUUAUGUGCCGACGGGUGUUCGCCUUUCGUACCCAUCCGACGAGACUACUCGUUCCAUUUGUCACGCACCGCUGUUGACACCAUGAACAGUGUACUCCGGGAGAUGGACAAGGCCAUGGAGUCACUUUCAUCCGCAGAAGCAGACGACGACAGGGAUAGGCUAGCUUCCAUCCUCCAAGCCCUAGCGAAUUUAGCAAUGCUGCUCGACACAGGCCAGCUGCCGACCGAUCGAAUAUCCACGCUCGUACGCACGCUCUACUCCUGCCCGAAGACAAACCAGUACGUCUGGAUCCUAGACGGCUCUCGCAAGCCCGUCCGCGUCAAGGCGUAUCGGUACUUUCACAACGUGCUCAUGCGCCUGAUCCACUCGCUCACGAAGCCGGACCCGAUGGACCGUCCACCGCCUCACCUCGACAUUGGAUCCUACAACACACUGCUGUUUUACGCGCUCCGCCACCGAGUGUCACCUGCGCUCGCUUCCGGCAUCCUGGACCAUAUGUAUAGCAAGAGGGAGCCUCCGUUAAAAUCCAACAUCGUCACAUACAACACGCUCCUCCGCGCCGGUACGCUGCUACGAAGAAAGGAUAUCUCGGACUUUGCUCUCCGCGCGCUGCGUGGAGGCUACGGACGGUCUGGUGCAGAUGUCCUCCAGCAUAGCACGCGACCAGGAGUGCUCCGGCCAGAUCCUGAGGAGCCCCUUGCUGCUCCCGCACCGAUCCUUGGGUCGCAGCGGCGCGCUGAGGACCCUCCAGCGGCUAAGUCAUCCCGGGACAACGAGAGCAGUUCGGCCCCUCAGUCCUACACACUACAGUCCAGAGUACUCCGACGACUAUCAGAGGAGGACUGGGAUGUUCCAGAGGCAUUUUCCGGCGCACAGUGCGUUACAGUAGAUGCGCACACGUUCGUCAGCUUCAUCUCCUACAUUACCGCUACUGGGAAACCCGGCGUCAUCGUGAAUGUUCUCUUCCGCAUGCUGCCCGAGCUGGCCAUUGUGGAUCACCCUACGUGGGGGCAUACAGACGACUCCCGACAACGAGCGCGACUGUCGCUCGGGCUCAGGAAGCGGUACCUGCGACAGGCAGUGCGCCACGGGCCCCGCGUAUUUUCUGCAUUGCUCAACGCGCUGGCGAAAGCGAAGGCAACGGGAGCGGCGGAGAGGGUCUGGCUGCUAGCUAAACAAGCCGAGAAAGCGAGCUGGCUGCCCAACUUCGUGCCAGAUGUCAAGCCCUGGUGUCUUCCCGUGCAUGCGUACACCUCAAUGAUGCGCUGCUACGCUCAGGAAGCGAGGAGGGCCAUCACACUCAACCGGCGCGAGCAAGCGGUACUGGACAAGGCCCUUCAGGCGGACGAGAACGCGUGGGUGCCGCUGUUCAGAGGCGGGCUGCCUGGAUGGGCGGCGUUUGUGGCGACGAUGCAGAAGCUGCAGCUGUCCAAGUACUCGAAGAGGCGCAGGCGUCUGCGGAGUGUCUCUGCGCUCCUGCACCGCUGCAUGGUCUCUGCUGGUCUGUCGCUCUACCGCGCACUGCUGGCGAUGGCGAAGACGCAAAGCCCUCGAUUGGCGUGGAAGGGCCGGUUCCCUGCUCCUGACGAGCGGUUCUUCAACGAGGCGCUGGAUCUGUUCGGUCGGCAGCUGAGCAUGGCAUCGCGGGAAAGGCACACGACUCCGCGGUGCUGGCGCAAAUGUCUGAACUUGGCCUGGCGUGAUUGGCAACGCCAGGGUGUGAAGGGGCAAGGCUGGACGGCUGCUCUGCAAGAGGUCAUGCAAGGCAUCGUUGAUGCAGGCUUGCCAGUGCCACCGGGCUUCCGUGCCAGCUCUGUUGGACAUUGGGACCAAGUCGCGGACUCUACAGGGCGGACAAGGACCGACAGGAGGAGGAGGUAUGCAUUCCCAGCGCCGCCUGCGCGAUUCCGCUCUCAUGCUCUCGUCACUGUUAAAACUCGUGGACUGCCUCUUCCUCGUCAUCACCAUCGGACUAAGUCGCGCAGUCGUUCGAAAGCAACUAAUAAGUAG
Messenger RNA from Rhodofomes roseus, 2979 nucleotides. RefSeq lists its product as uncharacterized. Lineage: Eukaryota; Fungi; Basidiomycota; Agaricomycetes; Polyporales; Fomitopsidaceae. The coding region runs from base 1 to 2979 and encodes 992 amino acids. The transcript has 2 exons. The record is from RefSeq and is a predicted model, not a curated record.